UUAAGAAGGAAAUUACCUUGUUCAAAACGGCGGCUUCCGAGUGGCACAAGUGGCUUUCAAAACAAAAAACCUUCGAUAUGGGCACGCUGCGGAUGGUCAACGACCGAAUGAUGCUGGUCGAGCGGGCCUUCAUCAAGCCGGAGGGCUUGAUGGGAAGACCCACAAUCAGGCAUCUGGCUUUUGCGCCCCAGCUGGCCAACGCGUACGCCGGCGCUGGCUUUCCCACCGUCCACGACCAGCUCUACUACCUGGCCCGGAUGAAGCCCAACACGCCGGAAGUAAAACAGGCCUGGGACGACAUCCGGAGGAACGUUAACGACGCGGCCCUCGCCAUACGAGCCGCAAGGCUUCUUCUCGACCCUCACAUGAUCAUCUGAUGACCUCCGCCGCCAUCCCAGAAGUGUCGAGGGAAUAAGUUGAACACACGAGCAGAAAGUGGGCGAUCUCGCCGACUUUCUCGACGAGUGUUCAACUUAGAACCCCAGUACUUCUUCCACAAGGUGGCCCUUCCUGGGCUUGGCGGCAACUCCCGUCCCCAUCUCUGGACGUGCCCCUGUAUCAAGACGGCACGUCUGAAGAUAUAUCCAUUGCUAGGUCCUGUUAUCAUCGUCUGCAGAUUACUUUACCCCUCACACCUCCCACUUCAUUGCUUGGCAGCAUCUUACCCCCGUCAAGUGCUUAACCUUUGAAGA
Molecule: messenger RNA, 692 nt
Organism: Ixodes scapularis (black-legged tick)
Lineage: Eukaryota; Metazoa; Arthropoda; Arachnida; Ixodida; Ixodidae
Product: putative N-acetylated-alpha-linked acidic dipeptidase
Exons: 3
Coding region: 78-377 (99 amino acids)
Molecular function (GO): carboxypeptidase activity
Source: RefSeq, a predicted model, not a curated record